Lymnaea stagnalis (great pond snail) is the source of this 4923-nucleotide messenger RNA. NCBI's taxonomy places the organism in Eukaryota, Metazoa, Mollusca, Gastropoda, Lymnaeidae. The record is from the annotation of a GenBank genome assembly.
AAGUUUUCACGCAGUAAUUAACUUCAUUGUCAGCCAUGGCUUUUCAAUAUUUGCUAAUAAAAAUGCUCGCCACCCAAGCCUAGAACAAAUACUUCAGCUAGUUAUCGAAUAACUUGUUGCUUUUUUUUUUUUAAUGUGAAAAGAUAUUAUCAUAUUAUCAUAUCAAGGCAUUCUUGUAGAUUUCCGGUAAUAUUUUUUAGUAAUCUCCAGUCUUCACAAUUCUUCACGCACUGAAGAGUGGUAUCGUCGAACGAAAUCCGACUGAAUUUCUUACCAACUUUUUGUGAUAAUAUUUGGAAUAUUUCGACACUUUUGUCGUAAGUUAUAUUCAUUAAAAAUCUGUGUGAAAUCUUACAAUGUAGUUAAUGACUGAAUUAAGCAUCGAUCAAAUCGAAGAUUACCUUCUUCACCCAAAUAGAAAAGCUAGGUCUAGGGCUAGGGGAAUAGUGAAUAAUAUAGGAGUAUGAGUAUGUGUAGGACUAUGACUAUGACUAUACUGACUAUACUGUAUAGUAUUUAUAGACUAUGACUAUAGACUAUGACUAUGACUAGGCUCACUAGACUAGUUAGAAGUUCAGUAUUAUUUAAAUUAUUAUUUUACUUAUAAAUGAAUAAUCGUAUGCAUAAGAAGUCAGUAUAGUAGUAGACGUCAAAGUCAUUUGUCUGAAUUAUAGUUAAAUUAUAGUAUAUAUUAUUUAAGUAAAAGUCAUGUAAAAAAUUAAUGUUAAUUUUAAAUAUUAAAAGUCUAUUCAUUGUUCAUAUAUUAAUUAUUAAUCAAUCCCAUAUUGGCCAUAUUCAUAUAUAAAAUUAAUUAUUAUAUAUAUCAAAUUAUAAUUGAACUAGUUCUAAGUUUGCCCUAAAGUGCGUAAAACCUUUAUUUUAUUUCCUAAGCCGAAGCCUAAACUAAUAAUAAUACUAAUAAAUACUAAUUAUAAUUAUAAUCGAAGUGUCUACAGUCUACAUGUCCGGCGACCUGACAAAUAAGUUCUCAAUAGGCAGUAUGCCCGCCAGAUGAAUAUCUCCCGCUCUAUUUGUCCGGUUGCCGGACGUUUUAUAUUCAAUUACAUGUCUAUUACAGUCUAUCAUGUCAUGAUAGUCAUUUAUUGACUGUAAACAUACUUUUAUAUUUAUAAUAUUAUUUUUUUAUCUUAACUUAUUACUAAAAGUGUUUUAAACUUACUAUUAACUUCAAUUUAAUUUCAUGUUUUCACAUUUAUAAUGAACAAAUGGUUAAAAAGUGACAAUGUUAAAUUAAGUGUGACAUGCCCACCGGAUGAAUAUCUCCUGCACUAUUUGUCUGGUCGCUGGACAUUAGACACUGCCAAUGAUAAUUCAAGUGAAAAAUUUAACUACCUAGAUUUUGUGUCAGUUGUCAGUACUUAGUUUUGAACUUUACUGAGCCUUUUCUCUUGCACCAAUUUUCUACCCCCACUAAGGGAGUGAGUAUUAUUAUUAAUAUAUUAUUGAAACAUGUUGAUAGCAUCAUCAUACAAUGUAAUAAUACAAAUAUCUCUUAUAUAUAUUUUACGUGUGGUGUGACUGCUUCCAUCUCCGGAUAGCAUGCAAAAUAUAAUUCCUAAUAACUACGCUAAAUAUUUUGUAAAAUAACGCAACUGCGUUUGAUGCGUAAUUUGUUUUUUUCGGAAAAUGAAAUCGCCUCAAUUUAAAUAUGGUGUAAUAAAUAUUCGGUUUAAAAGUGGUUGAGAAAUCAGAAUAUUUAUAUAAUUCAUGGAUGUGAAAUAAAAAAUGUGUAGUGACGUAUCAUGGAGGAAGGGGUUUAGCAAAAAUUGGGAUUCUUAAAUAUGCGUUACUUUAACUUGAGUUUCUGUUUUGUCUAGUAACUUAGGUAGAUGGAAUUUCAUUGCUGUCGCCAAUGUUUUGCGAGCUAUAAAAAGUAUUGAUAUUUUUGUUGUCUGAGUAGGCCUAAACUUUAAAUUUAUUUAUUUAUUUAUUUAGGCAUUUUUAUAUAGCGCUUACCAUAAAGCUCUAAGCGCUUUACAAAUAUUAAAAACAUGUAAACUAAGUAAAAUAAAAAAAAAUGAGACACUAGGAUAGUAACUACUAUACUAUAGAAACAAUUAAAAUGUCUAUAGACAAUUUCAAUGGGACAAUAGGCUAGUUCAGUUGCCUCAUCAUACUCAUACUGUAAUCUCAGUCUAUAAACAGACUUUGAGAACCACAUUUUUAUCAGAAUCUUCAAACUAAAACAUAUAAGCUUUUAAUUUCUAUGUAAUGCUUAUUCUUUAAUUUCUUUUGUCGGCUGAAACUGAAAUGUCCUUGUAAUUGUCCUGUCUUUUUUUCAAGCCAACACAUAUAUCAUACCUAGUACAGUAGUAGGCCUACCACCCUAACCCUAAUGAGACUAAUUCAUUGAAAUUGAUGAAUGAAUUUGAAUCAUGCAUUCAACAUUGAAUGACUAUUGAUCAGGGAUUAGGAGCAGGCUUUUUGGCUGAGCUCUGCUCCUGACAAAUGUUUUCAGCCCCUCUCCAACCUCUUGUCAAAUUUAAAAGGGAGAUGAGUUGGUUUAGGGCAGGGGUCGGCAACCUUUAGAGACAGAAGAGCCAAAAGUUACAAUUUACAAAAUUUCACAGUUUUUAAAGAGCCACUAACAUUUUUAUUUCAAUAAAAUUAUUUAUAUUUGCGCAUAGAACUGGAGAGCCGCAUCUUGACAUCAAAAGAGCCGCAGGUUGCCGACCCCUGGUUUAGGGGAGUUCUUAGUGUUUAAAGAAAUGUAUUUAUUAUUUUGUCACUAACCCAAAUUAUUAACCAGGCAAUGGAAAUGCAUGCGACAGCAACAUGGCUGAUAGAAGAGGGUGCAACAUAACUGUUAGAAGCGGGGGCAACAUAGCGGAAAGAAGAGGGGGGCAUUGGAAAUGCAUGUAACAGCAACUUAGCUGGUAGAAAAUUAUGAGCAACAUCUGUAUUGUAGAAUAGGGGGGCAAUAUAGCUGGUAUAAGAAGGGGCUAGAUACAUAGCUGGUAGAAGAGGGGGCAACAUAGCUUGUAGAAAAGGGGGUGCAACAUAGCCAAAAAAGAGUGGGGCAGCAUAGCUGAUCUAAGAGGAGGUAACAUAGCUGGUAGAAGAUGGGGCAACAUAGCUGACAGAAGAGGGGGAAACAAAAGUGUUAGAAGAGGAGGCAACAUAACUGGUAGAAGAGGGGGCAACAUAGAUGAUAGAAGAGGGGGCAACAUAACUGGUAGAAGAGGAGGCAACAUAGCUGAUAGAAGAGGAGGCAAAAUAGCUGGUAGAAGAGGAGACAACAUAGUUGAUGAAAGAGGAGGAAACAUAGAUGGUUGAAGAGGAGGCAACAUGGCUGAUAGAAGAGGAGGCAACAUGGCUGAUAGAAGAGGAGGCAACAUAACUGGUAGAAGAGGGGAAACAUAACUGGUAGAAGAGGAGGCAACAUAACUGGUAGAAGAGGGGGCAACAUGACUGGUAGAAAAGGGGAUGCAAAUAGCUGAAAAGGAGUUGGGAAACAUAGCUCGUGUAGUAGAAGAGUUGAGGCAACUUUUUAAUUAAUUGAAAAGUUCAAUUUAUUAAUUUUUUAAAUUAUAUUUUUAAAAUUAAUUUUUUAAUAAAUUUGAGAAAUUUUAUCAGUUCUCCUCCAGCUCUGGGCAAAAAAAACCCUGCUCCAAAUCCCUGCUAUUGACUAUUUUAGUUACUAUUCAUAUAAUCAUAUUCAUAUAACUAUAUAGGCUAUAAGCCUAGGCACCAAACUGAAAAUAAUUGAGAAUAGCUCAUAGAGAUAGUCAUAGAUAGGAAGAAUUAUUUUAAGUCAUCCCUAAUUAAAAGUAACAAGUGACAAAAUUUACUAAAUUAAAAAGAAAAGAAAAUGAGACAUUAUGUUAAAUAGUAGCCCUAUAUUAUUUGCUUACAUAAUUUUUCAUUACUUACUGUAACUUAUCCACAUAGAACAUAGGCUACGUGUCUUCUAAAUAAAAAUACUAUAUUCUAGGGCCUAAGCAAAUUAGUAAUUAAGUAAUACUAAAAGGCAUUAAAAUGUCAUUAAAAUAAAACACCUAACAGAUGGUCUAUCAAAAAUGACAUGCAUGCUAUAACCAAGGACUAUUUUAUUGUGCAAACUUAGAACUAGUUGUAUAACUGUGUCAGUAAAUGAAAAGCAUGAUUUCCUCAUCAACACCAGUAACAGAAACAUUGCAAAUCCCAUCUACAUGCAUAGGAGCCAAAAUGAUCAAUAAAUUGAUCGUGGGCCCUUAAGAUAUAGAAGAAGAAGAAAAGUAGUCUGUUAGAAUUAACCACAUGAAGGUUAGGUUGCAGGGAAGGGUUAGACUAUUUUGAAUUAUCACCUCACUUUUUAAAAAUAGAGCUGCUUUGGUUAAUUUAUUAAGGAAAGAAUUGAUAACCAAAUGCAUCAUGCGACACACAGAGGUAAAAAGCUUUCAUAAGUAGCAUAAUUAUGAUUAGUCUUGUAACUGAGGUAUUUGUUACACUUGAGUGCAAUUUGAAUAAAUAUUUUUUUUUCUUUCUCCAGUAUAUAGUGUCAGUGCAUUUACAGAACAUGGGCGACAGAUAUAACAUCCACAGCCAGCUUGAACAUCUCCAGUCAAAAUAUAUUGGAACAGGCCAUGCAGAUACUACCAAAUGGGAAUGGUUGACCAAUCAGCAUAGAGAUACUUAUGCAUCUUAUCUUGGACAUUUUGAUAUGUUAAACCAUCUCAGUUUGGUUGAAAAUGAGUCCAGGGCUCGAGUUCGGUUUAAUAUAAUGGAGAAAAUGCUUCAACCUUGUGGUCCUCCACCAAAACGUCCAGAAGAUUAAUAUUUAACUGUUAAAUCUUGUUUGAUAUGUUAUGUUUUGUGAAUGACUUAUCAUGGAAUUCAUUACUGUAACGUAAAUGAGGUUAUUAAUUCUUUAAAUCACAUUGAAAUACUUAAUAAAAAUCAUCCUUGUCAAUUUUAGCCUUA